Messenger RNA from Oncorhynchus keta (chum salmon), 2606 nucleotides. RefSeq lists its product as uncharacterized. The transcript is spliced from 2 exons. The record is from RefSeq and is a predicted model, not a curated record. NCBI's taxonomy places the organism in Eukaryota, Metazoa, Chordata, Actinopteri, Salmoniformes, Salmonidae. Bases 944 to 1585 code for a protein of 213 amino acids.
GCGUAUUCGUCAAUAUUCCCAUCUGACGCAAUACGAAACAUGUCCCAGUCCACGUGAUGGAAGCAGUCUUGGAGUGUAGAGUCAGCUUGGUCUGACCAGCGUUGGACAGACCUCAGCGUGGGAGCCUCUUGUUUUAAUUUCUGCCUGUAGGCAGGGAUCAGCAAAAUGGAGUCGUGGUCAGCUUUUCCGAAAGGGGGGCGGGGCAGGGCCUUAUAUGCGUCGCGGAAGUUAGAGUAACAAUGAUCCAAGGUUUUACCACCCCUGGUUGCGCAAUCGAUAUGCUGAUAAAAUUUCGGUCCGUUUUCUGCGUCAUGUUUGGCUAGCAAAAAAAAAAAAAAUUCAUUAAUCCAAACGCCAAACUUUCUUCCACAUUAACUCCAUAAUAUCGACUGAAACAUGGUAAACGUUGUUUAGAAUCAAUCCUCAAGGUGUUUUUCACAUAUCUCUUCAUGAUAUAUCAUUCCUGGAAGUCUCCUCUCUGUCUCAAUCACAUGGAUGAAUGCGAGCAGCUUGGAGAUUACGCAACAAUUUCAACAAAGGACACCGGGCGGACACCUGGUAAAUGUAGUCUCUUAUGGCCAAUCUUCCAAUGAUAUGCCUUCAAAUACGUCACAAUGCUGCAGACAACUUGGAGAAACGAUAGAAAGGGCAGGCUAAUUCGCUGCGCUUUCACAGCCAUAUAAGGAGACAAUGAAAAACAGAGCGUCAGAAAUCCUGCUCAUUUCCUGUUUGAAGUUUCAUCUUGGUUUCGCCUGUAGCAUCAGUUCUGUGGCACUCACAGAUAAUAUCUUUGCAGUUUUGGAAACGUCAGAGUGUUUUCUUUCCAAACCUGUCAAUUAUAUGCAUAGUCGAGCAUCUUUUUGUGACAAAAUAUUGCGCUUAAAACGGGCACGUUUUUUAAUCGAAUAAUGAAAUAGCGCCCCCAUAGCUUCAACAGGUUAACAUGGUCUAUAGACAUCUAGAGGGCGCUAAAUCCCGUGUCAGGGUUCUGUUUGUUGACUUUUCUUCUGCCUUCAACACAAUCCAGCCUUACAUUCUGGCACAGAGACUCAGUCGGGACUUCUCCUUAGAUCGGGGGCUGGUUUUGUGGCUGUUGGACAUCCUGAGCCGACGCUCACAGCGAGUCAAAAUAGGUCCCCACGUGUCGGACAUACGCAAUACCAGGCUCUCCUCAGGGAUGUGUUUUGUCCCCUUGUACACUAAUAGUUGUACUAGUUCCCAUCCUGACAGACACCUCGUUAAGUUCGCUGAUGACACCGCCUUGAUCAGCCUGUUGCAUGAUGACAAGGAACAUCACGGCCCGGUCCUAGAUGACUUUGUAGAGUGGUGUGAGGAACAUCACGGCCCGGUCCUAGAUGACUUUGUUGAGUGGUGUGAGGAACAUCACGGCCCGGUCCUAGAUGACUUUGUAGAGUGGUGUGAGGAACAUCAUGGCCCGGUCCUAGAUGACUUUGUAGAGUGGUGUGAGGAACAUCAUGGCCCGGUCCUAGAUGACUUUGUAGAGUGGUGUGAGGAACAUCAUGGCCCGGUCCUAGAUGACUUUGUAGAGUGGUGUGAGGAACAUCAUGGCCCGGGUCCUAGAUGACUUUGUAGAGUGGUGUGAGGAACAUCAUGGCCCCGGUCCUAGAUGACUUUGUAGAGUGGUGUGAGGAACAUCAUGGCCCCGGUCCUAGAUGACUGUAGAGUGGUGUGAGGAAUCACACUUGGUCCUCAGUAGCAACAAGACCAAAGAGAUGUGCAUAGACUUCAGGAAGCGUACAACACCUCCCUCUGCAACAUCUAUCAGAGGUCAGAAUAAAGAGACUGUAGAGGAAUACAAAUAUCUGUGUGUCUUCUUGACAAUAAGCUUCAGUGGAGUAAAUGUACAGAUCUGAUUUACAAAAAGAGCCAACAGAGACUGUACUUUGUCAAAAAGCUGGGAUCUUUUAAUGUAGACUGUACUAUACUGACUCUGUUUUACAAAUCUUUCAUUGAGAGUAUUUUAACCCACUGUUCCUAGGCAGUCAUUGUAAAUAAGAAUUUGUUCUUAACUGACUUGCCUAGUUAAAUAAAGGUACAAUUGUGGUUAUAUAGUGAAUGGGUAGUGCCUGUAGAUAUACAUUGUGGUUAUAUAGUGAAUGGGUAGUGUCUGUAGAUAUACAUUGUGGUUAUAUAGUAAAUGGGUAGUGCCUGUAGAUAUACAUUGUGGUUAUAUAGUGAAUGGGUAGUGUCUGUAGAUAUACAUUGUGGUUAUAUAGUGAAUGGGUAGUGUCUGUAGAUAUACAUUGUGGUUAUAUAGUGAAUGGGUAGUGUCUGUAGAUAUACAUUGUGGUUAUAUAGUGAAUGGGUAGUGUCUGUAGAUAUACAUGCUGGGUAUAUAGUGAAUUGGUAGUGCCUGUAGAUAUACAUUGUGGUUAUAUAGUGAAUGGGUAGUGUCUGUAGAUAUAAAUAAAUAAAUAAUAAUAAUUAAUAAUAAUAAUAAUAAUAAUAACCCUGUUUUUGGUCUGCCACACAGCGCCUCGUACAGACAACAUAGUUGAUUUGCUACUGAUUGCUCAGACGUUUGUUUGGUGUUGGCUGUGUACUAAGUGCUGGUUGUAGCUUCAGAGAGGAAUUUCGCAUUGAAC